Messenger RNA from Paramuricea clavata, 3488 nucleotides. Lineage: Eukaryota; Metazoa; Cnidaria; Anthozoa; Malacalcyonacea; Plexauridae. The record is from the annotation of a GenBank genome assembly.
AUGGAAUUUCGAGCGAAAAAUGUGUGUACAAUUUUCAGACCAAACAACAAGCAUUAAUUUCCCAACAAGACAUCAACCACAUCAGACCCCUAGGAAGAACAGUUUGAACCAAGAAGGGAUGGGUCCUUGCUAGAUCUUUUUGAACUGUUAGAGCCACAGUAACCAGUAUAAAUAAAGUUAAUUUAAUUUUCAUGAUAUCAACUUUCAUUACCAGUCUGCAGAAGCCAUCAUGCAACCUGUGAUCGAAUAUACUCGAAGGUCAACUGCAUUGACACUUUUCAAAACCGCAAGAGAAUCUAUGACGAGCUCAUUAUCACUGACCGUGAUAAGAAAUCUCCAAAAGCAAGUGGUAUUCCAACUGACUGGUUCCACUGGGAGGAAUAUUUGCUGGGGUAAGACAAUUGCAUCCACUGAUCUACAAUAACUAGUACUGGAUAUUGCAACAGUGGUGCAAAAGGGAGUUCUCAACGGGGCAGGUUGACAAAGCUUGGGGGUGACAAGGUAUAACAGAUGCAAUAUGGUAAACAUGAAAAGUUUUAGAAUAUCUUUUUGAUUCUACAAUUCUUUAACCCAUUAAGUUGCACUUGGGACCACAUAAAUGAAAGAAUUGUGGAAUUAGGCGUAAAAAAAUACCUGUGGUUCCAGUUCCUGACCGACCCAGCUAUUUUUUUCUGGCGACCCUAUUAUUUUUUCAAUGCAAUUGACUGUGCAACCCUAUUUUCUCCGGGUGGUUGCAGGCUGCUGCCAAAAUGGUGUCUGUUGUCGCACUAACUAUUGAAAGAAACAUGAAAAAAAUAUUCAAAAAAAAUAUUCCCGACUUACCGACACUAAUUUUUUUCGUGAUAUGAAACCGGAACCACAGGUUUUUGUUCUCACCUUAUAGUAAUCAAGAACAGAUUACUAAAUCAUUAUUAUUUACUGCAUCAUUUCUGAUCAACAUUUGCAAAGAACCAUCCAGGUUAUGGUUAUGCAAUCUGCAAACUAAGAUAUUGGGAAGUUUUGCUCAUUUGACUGCUAUGUGCACAAAUACCCAGUCAACUAGACAUCCUAUAACUUUUGCUCUUGUUUGACCAGGACAAGAAAACUCUCAUGCAAACUCUCACCCUCAUUUGACGAGCAGGAUCAAUCUUCUACUACCCCUAAAAACUUUCAACUAUUCCUAUUUUAGACUAGCUUGCCGAUGCCUGGAGAGAUUAAACAGACUUUCGGAUGGAAAUUUGAGCAUAUACAAUCAAUUUACAAUAGAAAACUACGGGGAAUGUUGGAGUACGAGACAUGGCCACGACUCUCCAUAUAUCCUCACAAGAUCUAACAACUGCAUCGGAGCUGGAUAUCUGGAUUGUCAGCAGAACAGCACGAGUGAAUGUAGUGGGACGCAACUUUCGAGUUUUCUUUAUCAAAUACAUAACCGAACUAAACUGCUCGAUGAACAUUGUGAAAUAGUAAAAAGAAUUGUAUGUCCAUCUUCGACAAUAACUCUACUACAGAAUUCAUCAACACCCUUUUUAGGAAAUGCAACAGUCUUCGGAAAUUUUACCAACACCCGGCAAUACCCAACUUCUCAAUUUCUGAGAAACUCAACAGUUUUGAUAAAUACUACCAACACUUGGCAGUACAUGAGUUCCCAAUUUCUGAGAAACUCUACAGCUUUGAUAAACACUACCAACAUUUGGCAAAACACAAUUUCACAAGCUCUGGAUACCUCGGCAGUUUUGAAAAAUGCUACUAACACUUCCCUCAAUACAUAUUCUCAAAUGCCAUCUUCAACAAUAUGGUCCAUAGAUUCCCAAACUACAAGGCUGAAAACAAGCUCACUGUAUACUACAUUUAAUGAAUCGACAAGCAAGACAUUUUCAAAUCAAACAGAUUCAAUGCUUUCCCAAUUGCAAACCCUCAACACAGGAGAACUGCAUACUUCUGGUAGCAAACUUCAGAACGUGACAUUAGCCCCAACACAAAUUUUUAUUACAGGAUCAAUGCGCUACACAACAUCUGCUACUGAGCUGUCAAAUGUUGAAUCCACGAGACCUUAUUCUAACCACAGUAUCUCACUCACUUUGGCAAGAUCCUCAGAAACAACCGUAUCAACACCCUCAAAUGCAGAACAAAUAGCAAACAAGAGUUACUAUAUAUCUAAAGAUGCAAGCUCUAUGACCAGACUCUCUGUGAAUCGAGAAACAACUCUUCAAACUAGCAAACUCAGCUUCACUAUAUCCAGCAUCAACACAAGUCCAAUCAAAGAAACAUCAAUUCGAGCUUCGCAGUCGAUCUUCCAGCAAAAUCUAUCAACAUCUGAAAGUAUUAAGCAAAUUUUGUCAACUCGUCUAGACACAAUGCUAUCAUCAGCGUUGUCAGGGCAACUGAAUAUAACGUCCACCACAACUGGUAAUGUCAUUUCAAUGACACCAAAGCCAGAUCAAUCAAACACAUCCGGAUAUAUUUCUACAACACAAACAAUGUAUAGUCAUUUACCUGUACAGAGUGUGGAGAAGUCCCCUGAAGUUCCACAGGUACUACAAAACUCCUCCAUAAUAUCCAUAAAUAUCCAUAACACAGAAAUUUCCACAUCCAGUAUACAGUUUAGAGAUCUCCAUACGCUAAGUACAAUUCUCUCUGGCAAGCUGACGCAAAUUAUCCAACCAUCGUAUAUGAAGUCGUCUCUUCAGUGGUACAGUAAUGCUUCUGGCAGAAACUUGAUUUCCACAUCAUCAUUCAGUGAAUCCUAUAAAGACCCCAGAAAUUAUUCAUCUAUAAAACAGUCUGAAACAAGCAUGAUGGGUUCACAAUUCACACAUGCGAAUGUUGUUUUAUCAUUAAGAUCACAUGUGAAUGAGACACUUUUCACAUCAAUAUUUAACGAGAGCUCUACGAGGUUUCUUAAUUCUGUCUAUCCUACAACUUGGCUGAAUGAAACACCUACCUCUGUCUAUGUAUAUCCAUUUUCGCCACUGGAAGAAACGUCAACAAUGCAAAGAUCUAUGUCAAGUCAAAUUAAAGCUAGUCAUGAAAUAUCAAGAGCAAACAAACCAAGUUUGACAUCAAUAUUUAAGGAGAACUCUACAAGGUAUCUUUCUUCUACCCCUCACAAUGUUCGUUCAUUUUUGCCACUAGAGGCCGGAACAACAUCAACAUUGCAGAGAUCUAUGUCAAGUCAACAAAUUAAAGCCAGUUACGAAACAUCAAGAGUGAACAAGCCAAGUUUGACAUCAAUAUUUAAGGAGAAUUCUACAAACUUUCUUUCUUCUACCCCUCACAAUGUUCGUUCAUCUUUGCAACUUGAAGGAACAACGUCGACAAUGCAGAGGUCCAUAUCAAGUCAAAUUAAAGCCAGUUCUGAAAUAACAGUCUCAAGUGAAUCACAGAGAGUACCUGACAAUUCAAACUCAAGAACCGUCACUCCAAAUGGCGGUAAUUCUGCCAUGACCCAAUUACCAACAAUAUUUAUGGUAAUUUUUAUCAUAAUGCUUAUUCACUUUGCCUAUGCAUGA